Emys orbicularis (European pond turtle) is the source of this 3909-nucleotide messenger RNA. It is a transcript of the gene AFF2, whose product is annotated as ALF transcription elongation factor 2. The record is from RefSeq and is a predicted model, not a curated record. Gene Ontology annotation, molecular function: G-quadruplex RNA binding. Gene Ontology annotation, biological process: regulation of RNA splicing. The coding region runs from base 1 to 3909 and encodes 1302 amino acids. Lineage: Eukaryota; Metazoa; Chordata; Testudines; Emydidae. The transcript is spliced from 21 exons. Gene Ontology annotation, cellular component: nuclear speck; nucleus.
AUGGUUUUGUCUGGUAUCAUACGAGGACACCAUUUUGAACAGCAAGCUGCUGUGCCCCAUCAGUGUGAUAUCGCAUGCAGCAUACCUCUGAGGUCAAGCCAGUGGGGGCAGAGUGACACGCUCUUCAAAUGGCAUCCUCCAUGCAGCAUGACCUUUCACUAUGAGCAAGACCGGAGUGCACUUAAAAGGAAAGAAUGGGAGCGAAGAAAUCAAGAAGUCCAGCAAGAUGAAGAUCUCUUUGCUUCAGGUUUUAAUCUCUUUGGGGAACCCUACAAGACAAAUAAAGGCGAUGCCCUUGCUAACCGUGUCCAAAACACAUUGGGAAACUAUGAUGAAAUGAAGGACUUGUUAACCAACCAUUCUAACCAGAGCCACCUUGUAGGAAUCCCAAAGAAUUCUGUACCACAGACUCCCGUUGACAAAAAUGAACAGAACUUUUUUCCAGAACAGAGAAACAGGAUGAUCCCGUCUCACCAGAUCAGCGGUCACUCGUCAACAUCAAUGCCCCCACCUUCUUCACUGUCAUCAAAUUCUACUUUGCUACACAGUCACCAGAGCAGCAGGAAAUCCAGGACAGAUUGGUCACGUGGUGGUCAUAACUCUAAUGGUGCACAGCCAAGCCAAUCCAGUAGUCAACAGAGUAGGACAAAGCAUAGCUCUUCACAUGACCAGCCUCAAGGCAGGUACGACGAUCUCUACAGCUGUCAGAGUGAGCAACAUAAAAAUGGAGGCGCUGAGGAAGCAAACCCGGCUGCAUCAUCUUCACAUUCACGGAGGCACAGUCAUUCCAAAUCAACAACUGGAGAACAUUCUUAUAAAGAAAACAGUCAUUCAAAGUCACCUGUAGAACUUGAGUUUGUAGGGCACGGUCCUGGAUCUCCACUUCCUUCUACAUCUUUGUUAUCUGCAAACAAUGGUCUCUCAACCCAGAGUUUCCCACCAGGACUGCACUGUAAAACUAGCAUGGUCCAGCAAAAGCCUACAGCUUACGUAAGGCCUAUGGAUGGUCAGGACCAAGUACCUAAUGACUCACCUGAACUGAAACCUCCAAUAGAAAUUGAGAGUGGAUAUGGAAAUCAAUCAUUUGGAACACUGUUGGAAGGAAAAGCUAAUGCACCCAGUUCUAAGAAUAAAUUACCAAAGCUUACCAUCCCUCAAGCUAGUGAGGUUAGCCUUCCCAAUGACUCCAGCUGUGUGGAAGAAAUAUUACGGGAGAUGACCCAUUCCUGGCCUCCACCUCUUACUGCUAUUCACACCCCCGGCAAGGCUGAGCAGACCAAGUUUUCCAUCCCAAGCAAGGUGCAGGAUUCCCAGCACCCGACCUCAGGAUACAAUGUACAAAAGUGGAGUGAUCCAGCAGGGAAAGCUGCCACCAAGUCAGUGCCACAAAAGUCAAUGCUUGAAGAUGAUCUAAAACUCAGCAGUGAUGAAGAUGACCACGAACAGGCUGCCGAAAAGACAAAACCUAGAAACAUUCCUGUAAAUGGCCUUCCUUUGCAGACAGCACAUGGUGCAGUUUUAGCACAUUCCAGCGGAGGCUCUGGGAGCUCAAGUGAGUCAGAGAGCAGCUCCGAGUCCGAUUCCGACAGCGAAAGCAGCUCCAGUGACAGUGAGUGUAACGAAGAGUCACGCAGCGCAACUCCGGAGCCUGAACCUCCUUCAACAAACAAGUGGCAGCUGGAUAAAUGGCUAAAUAAAGUGAAUCCCCAUAACAAGACCAUUAUCAACAACCAAAAUGAGACUCAUAGUGAGAACAGUUCUCAGUCUCAGAGCAGCCAACAGACUGAAGGACAAAACAAAGGGAAGCUUAAUAACAGUCUGCCCCAGACCGAUUCCAAAGACAGGGCCGUCCUUAGUCCCAUCCGGGAGAAAGCCAAACCACGAGUUGCCCAGAAAACUCCAGAGGCAAAAAGCUCCAAGCAGAAGUCACCAGCUCAUAAUGAGCCAACUUCACAAAGGACUCCUGGGAAAAAGCAACCCAAAAAGGUAGAAAGGACUUCCAGUGUAGAAGAGUAUAACUGGCCCAAACCAAAUAAUACCAGCAACACUCCCAAAGAAAAAGAUACACAGGAACCACCAGAGCAGCCAAAGGUUCGCACAAAAGCAGCAGCUGGAAAGACAGCUCCAAGAAAAGAACCACGGACUAGCACGGGACUUGCUUCUGAGAAGAAAAAGUACAGAGGCCCUAGCAAAACUGUCCCUAAAUCCCGUGAAUUUAUUGAAACCGAUUCGUCUACUUCUGAUUCAAACACAGACCAGGAAGAGAGCCUGCAGGCUAAAAUAUUACCAGCUUUCAGUGGGCCUGCCAAUGGCCUCAAAGUAAAAGACUCCAGUAGUAACAUCCUCAGUGUAAGUAGUUUAACUAGCAACAGCAGCAACACAUCAAUAGACCAGACCAGCAAUGAUUUAGAGGAACAACUCUUUUCACCGAUCCCAAUUGUGCAAAAUGAACUUCUGUCCCCACUGAGGGAAUUUGAAGAACUCAAAUCCCUUUGGGUGAAAAUAGAUCUUAGUUUACUCUCUAGAAUACCCGGACAAGACCCUUGUGAGACAGUGACUGUGAAAACUGAACCACGAGAGGCAAAUGUGAAACACAGGCGACAAUCUCGAGAGUCCCCCACCGCAGUCGCUGAAAAGCCCGCCACAAAAUCCAAAAGGAAGCACAAGCAGUCCGAAAGCUUGGAUACGUUUGGUGAAACCAAGAAACAGCGUCUGGAGGACACCUCAGCCUCAUGCCUACUUCCACCAUGUAUUUCUCCGAUACCUAAUCACAGAUUAACCAGCACUAAAGACGGGAGUUCAGUUAAAAAGGUGACUAAGAAAAGAGAAGAGAAGUUGUUCCCUCCUCCGUUAUCCCCGCUGCUGGAUGAGCCAGCACACAGGCGGCACAGCAGUGACAACAGCUCCUUCAGCCAAGAGAACAGCGUCACAAACUCCUUGCAGACCGGCAACUCUUCCUCUUCUUCUAAAUUCGGAAAGAAUGAGAACAAAUCCUCUUCGAACCCCAAAGGAAUCUGUGAGGAGGAAUCUCGCCAUAGACCAACAAACAGUCUCCUUGAUACCAGCCAUCUAGAAACAGACAUCUGGUCUACAAUGCCUACACUCUCCAAUGGGAAAUCUGAGUCAAGAAGACCUAAAAUAACAUUUGAUGACAUGCUUCACAAUGCAGACUAUUACAUGCAAGAGGCUAAGAAGCUAAAGCACAAAGCGGACGCACUGUUGGAGAAGUUCGGCAAAGCAGUGAAUUAUGCUGAUGCUGCUCUCUCCUUCAUUGAGUGCGGGAAUGCUAUGGAGCGAGAUCCAUUAGAAGCUAAAUCUCCAUACACCAUGUACUCAGAGACUGUGGAACUCAUCAGGUAUGCAAUGAGACUCAAGAAUUUCACAGGCUCAUCUGCCACGGAAGGAGACAAGAAACUAGCAGUUUUAUGCUACCGAUGCUUAUCACUCCUCUACUUGAGAAUGUUUAAACUAAAGAAAGACCAUGCUAUGAAGUACUCCAGAUCUCUGAUGGAAUAUUUUAAGAACUCUUCAAAAGCCUCCCAGGCCCCCUCUCCUUGGGGAGGCAAUGGAAAGAGCACAGAGACUCCAUCCCCCAUGUCUCUCAGUCCAUCUCCAGUCAGUUCUGUAGGGAGCAGUACAGGCACUGCUGGGUCCUCGUCAGCAGGAACCAUCACCAUCCCCCAGCGCAUCCACCAUAUGGCCGCCAGCCAUGUAAAUAUCACCAACAACGUCUUGCGGAGCUACGAGCACUGGGACAUGGCCGACAAACUGACUAAGGAGAACAAAGAGUUCUUUGUAGACCUGGACUCAGUCAUGGGACCAUUAACACAACACAGCAGUAUGACCAGUCUGGUCCGUUACGUUCGACAAGGACUUCACUGGCUCCGCAUGGAGGCGCAUUUGUUGUAG